This is a messenger RNA of Microthlaspi erraticum, 294 nucleotides long. Lineage: Eukaryota; Viridiplantae; Streptophyta; Magnoliopsida; Brassicales; Brassicaceae. The record is from the annotation of a GenBank genome assembly.
AUGGCUUUGAUGAGAAGUCUAAUGGGUGCAAAGAAGAUUCUUGGCCUCUCGGUCUCAGCAGCUGCUACGAGCAAAAGAGCAGCCUCAGCGGCACCAAAAGGGUUUCUUGCGGUGUACGUAGGAGGGAGCCAGAAGAAGAGAUAUGUGGUGCCAAUCUCAUACUUGAGCCAGCCUUCUUUUCAAGCUCUUCUCACUAAAUCUGAAGAAGAAUUCGGGUUCGAUCAUCCAAUGGGUGGAUUAACGAUUCCAUGUCAUGAAGAUAUCUUCAUCAACGUAACCUCUCGGCUCCAGUGA